CUUGGCGGUUCUAGGUUAUGGGGUGUUGAGUGUCUGGACUUGGCCGGAGGACCGCGCAUUGGUCCUAGGAUGCGAAGGCCAUUUUCUUCCGGGCGGGGGUCAAAUCCUCGGGAAGCCGAACCAUUCUGUCCAGCCACCUGUCCCAAACCGGGUGCAAGCCGUGUCACCUCUCUAGGAGGCUCCUGAUAACCGGCCGUGCUGUCCCUCUCCCAUGCGGAAAGCCAGCUUCCCGCGGCCCGCUGGGAAGAUUCUUGGCUACCCAAGCCGGCCGGGGCAUCCGAGGGCAGGAGCCAAGCCAGGCGUGCCCGGUUGACCAGUGGAGAGCACCCUCGCUUGACUGACUGUCCUCUUCACCCGGACCCAGACUCGGCGCCGCACACCCCCCCGGAGGAGAAGGGGGGCAGCGCAGUCACGCGCGCACCACACUUGCGCUCACAAGCGCGCAAGGCUCUCGCUCUCCGCCCCGCACACCUGUGCUCCGCCCCCUGGUCCCGGGCGGGCGACGGUCGAAGGCUUGGGAACCCAAGGCUGCUGCGGCGGCGCCCCCCAUCUCAUUCCCUUCCCAGCGCUGGUAUAGUCCGGAGCCUGUCGCCGGUCCCGACCAGCCCGCAUCCCUCUCCAUCCUUCCCUCCCCCCGCCUGCCGCGGCACCGGUAUCUGCAGCCGCAGCCCGGAGCCCUUGAAGCGGCGAAGGGGGGAGGGGAAGGAAGCAAGGGAUGAGCGCCGGGAGGGCGUCGGGGGCCCCGAGCCGGACUAGGACGCCCCUGGAGCCGGAACCCGAGCCGGAGCCGGAGCCAGAACCAAAUCACCGGUACCGGGUGGGCCAGCUGCAGCCCCCUAGCCCCAGGAGGCGCCCUGGCCCGCGCUCGCCCCCCAGGGCCUCAUGUCGGAACCACAGCCUGACCUGGAGCCGCCCCAACAUGGGCUGUACAUGCUCUUCCUGCUUGUGCUGGUCUUCUUUCUCAUGGGCCUCGUAGGCUUCAUGAUCUGCCACGUGCUCAAGAAGAAGGGCUACCGCUGCCGCACCUCGAGGGGCUCGGAGCCUGACGACACCCAGUUGCAGCCCCCUGAGGACGAUGACAUGAAUGAGGACACAGUGGAGAGGAUUGUUCGCUGCAUCAUCCAAAAUGAAGCCAAUGCUGAGGCCUUAAAGGAGAUGCUGGGGGACAGUGAAGGAGAAGGGACAGUGCAGCUGUCCAGCGUGGAUGCCACCUCCAGCCUGCAGGACGGAGCCCCCUCCCAUCAUCACACAGUGCACCUGGGCUCCUCGGCCCCCUGCAUCCACUGCAGCCGCAACAAGAGACCCCCGCUUGUCCGUCAGGGACGCUCCAAGGAAGGGAAGAGUCGCCCCCGGCCUGGGGAGACCACGGUGUUCUCUGUGGGCAGGUUCCGGGUGACACACAUUGAGAAGCGCUAUGGGCUGCACGAGCAUCGUGAUGGCUCCCCCACGGACAGGAGCUGGGGCUCUAGCGGGGGGCAGGACCCAGGGGGCGGUCAGGGCCUUGGGGGAGGGCAGCCCAGGGCAGGGAUGCCCGCUGUUGAGAGCCUGCCCCCGCCCCCUGAGAGGCCACAGCGCCAGGUCCUGGCCAGCCCCCCGGUGCAGAAUGGAGGACUCAGGGACAGCAAUCUAGUCCCUCGGGCGCUUGAGGGGAAUCCUGGAGCCUCUGCAGAGCCAGUACCAGGGGCUGCAGGGAGGGGCCCAAGCCCAGGGCCAGCCAAGCAAGAGGCACAUGGACGGCCAAGCAAACCGGACACCUCCAGUCACCAGGUGUCCCCACCACGGGGAGCAGGGGGUGUGUGAGCCGCCUCCUUCUCUGCGCUGAUGGACUGACUACCAGCUGGCAGGGCCCAGGGGAGGGGGGCCUGAAGCCCUUCAUCUCCACUGGACAGCACUGCCCUCCAGCUGAGGGACCAGCCCUCCUUCCACCUGGAGUUGCACGGUCUCAGGUUGGGGGGCUUGGGAGAAGGACCCCGCCCUGGCCCUCAGUCCCCCGCCCCUUCCCCGCCUGCCAACAGGUCGCCUGACCCGCCUUCCCCACCGCCUCAGUCCAUAUGCUAGAGCGUGGCGGCUGGGAGCAGGCCCCUGCCUUUGGUGGGCCCUUAAAGCAAUAGCACCUUAGGUCCCCAGCUGUCUUGGCACAAGAGGCCCAGGCCUGGCUUGGGCUUCCUGCCCUUUAUUCACUGUCAAUAAAUCCGCUCAGACUAU
Sus scrofa (pig) is the source of this 2205-nucleotide messenger RNA. It is a transcript of the gene RELL2, whose product is annotated as RELT like 2. Lineage: Eukaryota; Metazoa; Chordata; Mammalia; Artiodactyla; Suidae. The record is from RefSeq and is a predicted model, not a curated record. Gene Ontology annotation, biological process: positive regulation of cell-substrate adhesion; positive regulation of p38MAPK cascade.